ACGCGAUGUUUCUGCGGAGCCGCUGCAGCGCGCUGUCGCGCGGGUCCGCAACCGCCAGCGCGGGAGCUGUCGCUGUGGAGAAGCUCGCGCUAGCUGCAUCGGGUGGGGGAAUCCCGAUUGCCCUCCCAAGUGUUAUCAGUUGAUAACGAAAUCACGUCGCCGUUGCGAGCAUCAUGGCAUGAUAGCCCAAUCAUGAUAGCCUUGGCUGCGCUUAUGCACCUCAUGUAGACUUUCUUCUAGAACUGGCGGGCGUGCCUUCGCGCCAGGCGCGUCGCGUGCUGCUAUGGGAGCGCGAGCCGAUGCUUUAAGAGGAGGGGGCAAGCUCGUUCUGCGGGUGCGCUCGUCCGGCUCCGUUCUUUGUCUGUUCUGCACAUCUCGAAGCGCCGCACAUACCAAUGGCUCUCGAUCGAUUGAAGCAGGCUGCGAGCCAUGUCACUGGCAUCGGCCGCGCGCCGCACCCUCUGGAUCCUCUUGUUGAGACGGAGAUAGAGUAUGCCGUCUCCAUCAUCCGGAAGCAGUACAGCCAUGUCGCCUUCAACGCGAUCACUUUGUUUGAGCCGCCCAAGGCUAUCAUGCUGAAGUGGGUCAAGGACCCAGAACACACACCUCGCCCAAACAGAGUGGCGGAUGUAGUGUGCACUGGCAAGGGCAGCAAGGUAUUUGACGGUCUGGUGGAUCUGACGGAUGGCAAGAUCAUCAAAUGGGACGAGACACCCGAUGUUCAACCCUUGAUCACCAUGGAGGAUCUCCAGAUUGUCGAGUCAGUUGUGCGCAAGGAUCCAAAGGUCAUUGAGCAGUGCGGAAUCAUCGGCAUACCCCCGGAAGACAUGCACAAGGUUUACUGCGACCCGUGGACCAUUGGCUAUGACGAGCGAUUUGGUUCCAAAGUUCGUCUCCAGCAGGCUCUCAUGUACUACCGCCCACACCCCGACGACAGCCAGUACACAUACCCUCUCGACUUCACGCCCAUCUACAACUCCGACACACAGGAAAUCAUUCACAUCGAUGUUCCGCCUAUACGACGGCCCGUUAACAAGGCCCCGCCGAACAACUACCACGCUGCUGCAAUCGAGAAGGAGGGCGGCUUCCGUACAGACUUGAAGCCCAUCAACAUCACACAGCCUGAGGGAGUCUCGUUUUCUUUGGACGGCCGAGUCAUCAGCUGGCAAAACUGGAAGUUGCAUAUUGGUUUCAACUACCGCGAGGGUCUGGUCCUCUCAAACAUCACCUUCAACGACAAGGGCACCGAACGAGACACUUUCUGGCGCCUGUCGCUCGCAGAGAUGGUGGUCCCGUAUGGAAACCCCGAGCAUCCUCACCAGCGAAAACAUGCUUUCGAUUUGGGCGAAUAUGGGGGUGGUUACAUGACCAACUCGCUCAGUCUAGGCUGCGACUGCAAGGGCGCCAUCCACUACAUGGACGCGGCAUUUGUGAACAAGGCGGGUGCUGCCACCACCAUCAAGAACGCCGUGUGCAUCCACGAAGAAGACGCAGGUAUCCUGUUCAAACACACGGACUUCCGCGACGACUCUGUGACGGUGACGCGCGCCCGCAAGCUCGUCAUCUCUCACAUCUUCACAGCCGCCAAUUACGAAUACUGUGUCUAUUGGAUAUUCCAUCAAGAUGGCACCAUCCAGCUCGAGAUCAAGCUUACCGGAAUCUUGAACACAUUCCCCUGUAACGAGGGCGAGGAUCUUCACGGCUGGGGUACCGAGGUCUACCCCGGUGUGAACGCACACAACCACCAGCAUCUCUUCUGUAUGCGGAUCGAUCCCAACGUCGACGGCCCCAACAAUACCGUAUUCAUGGUCGAUGCCGCGCGCGGAAGUGGCGAAGUCGGAUCCGCAGAGAACAAGUACGGCAACGCAUUCUACGCGCUCAAGACCAAGCUCGCUACUCCCGAACAGGCACAGACAGACUACAACGGCGCAACGAGCCGCACGUGGGAGAUGUGCAACGAGAGCAAGAUCAACCCCUACUCAAAGAAGCCCGUGUCGUACAAGCUCGUGUCGCGCGAAGUCCCGGAGCUACUACCCAAGCCUGGCGGCCUCGUUUGGAAGCGCGCAGGUUUCGCGCGCCACGCUGUGCACGUUACGAAGUACGACGAUGGGCAGCUGCACCCGGCAGGACGCCACGUGCCGCAGACUUCCGGCGAAGUCUCGCAAGGCAUCCCGCAGUGGAUUUCGGAGAACCCCAACGCGGAUAUCACGAACACGGAUGUCGUUCUCUGGCACACCUUCGGCAUCACGCACUUCCCGUCGCCUGAGGACUUCCCCGUGAUGCCUGCCGAGCCGAUGACGCUGUUGCUGCGGCCGAGGAACUUCUUCACAAGGAACCCGUGCUUGGAUGUGCCGCCGAGUUAUUGCUCCGUGCCGAGUGGUGUGAGGCAGGGCGGGACGCUGGUGGAUAAACUGAGUCGGAUGGCGUUUGGAGGUGAUAAGAGCGGGACGCAGGAGUGUUGUUCGAAGUAGGAAUGGACGACUGUCGUGGAAAAGGCAGCGCUUGCAUGUACGCUCGUUUGGGAGGCUGUAGUGAUACCUUUGCGAUUUACGAUCUGGGAUGGGUUCAGACAUAGCAUCUUGUAUACAGCUAGAACUAGAACAACACACAUGUUGUUCGUUGACAGGUU
Molecule: messenger RNA, 2629 nt
Organism: Paraphaeosphaeria sporulosa
Lineage: Eukaryota; Fungi; Ascomycota; Dothideomycetes; Pleosporales; Didymosphaeriaceae
Exons: 3
Coding region: 396-2471 (691 amino acids)
Biological process (GO): amine metabolic process
Molecular function (GO): quinone binding; copper ion binding; primary methylamine oxidase activity
Source: RefSeq, a predicted model, not a curated record